UUGCCAAUAUUUUCGCUAUUCCAUAUAGAAGUUUCUUAGUAAAAUGUGGAUCGACUCUGAGUACCCCCAUUGGUAAACAUAAUAUGACUUCCUAGAAAGCGUGCAACAACAAAAAAUGCAGGUUUUCAACUAAAAAGGUAAGACUUUGAUAGCUAACAUACUAAAAAAAUAUUUGGUUUUGCAAGGUCAAAAUAGUAUUAUUAGACUCUUUAUCAUGAAUAUACAAUUCAUAAAUUUCCACAAACAUAUUUUACCUACAAAAAAAGUAGCGAUCAAAGAAACAUGUUGGAGGUUGUCUCAAUAUAUAUAUGAAAUGUGUCAAUCAUAGCUAUACAUAUUUCUACUAACAUAUUAUAAAAACUGUGUCUAUCACAGCUUACCACAAAACUUGUUAAGGCUCCCUAAGGUUUUAAUCCUAGGGGGGAUUAGAAGUAGUCAAUGGUCAAUGAGCGAAAUGAGAAUGUGUUAACAAUUUCAGGAAAAGGAACAAAACAUAAACUAAUUAAUUUGGUCGACGAAAAACCACAAACAAUUGUCAUUACCACUAUUAUGAUCCGUGUAUUUUUUGGCUCUAUCUCUGUUACUCCUUCCGGCCAGUUGCUAAAUGUUUCAUUUUGCACAUCAACACGACAUUCAAAACACAGCAAACCUUGACCACUAGUUUAUGUUUUGGUAUAUUUAUAAUACCUAGUAAAAUCAUACAAUAUGAGAGCACUUUUUGCAACAAAAUUACAGAUUAUAUUUAUGCGCAUACCGGAGAAAAUGAAUGACAAUGCAUUACUUUUUCAGGUACAAGCGUCAUUAUUGGACUUGCUAGUGGGGCGGGCCUCAUACUUUUGGUCCUCAUUGCAUACUAUAUUUCCUACAAAUUUAAGCUUCAAAGGGCACAAAUGUUGAAACGGAAGUAUUUCGAGCAAAACUGUGGGCAGUUGUUGCAAUAGUUGGUAUCUCAAAGAGCUGAUAUUGCAGAGAGAAUGAUCAUAACCUUGGAAGAGUUGAAGAAGGCAACAAAUAAUUUUGAUAAAGCUCGUGAACUUGGUGGUGGUGGGCAUGGUACGGUCUAUAAAGGGAUUUUAUCGGACCUCCACGUCGUAGCCAUCAAGAAACCAAAGAUGGUUGUUCAAAGGGAGAUUGAUGAGUUUAUUAAUGAGGUUGCUAUCCUAUCACAAAUCAACCAUAGGAAUGUAGUAAAACUAUACGGCUGCUGCCUUGAAACAGAAGUCCCAUUGUUGGUCUACGAGUUCAUAUCCAAUGGAAUUCUUUAUGAUCAUCUUCAUGUUGAAGGACCAAGAUCAUUGUCAUGGCAUGAUAGGCUAUGGAUAGCAACUGAAACUGCCAAAUCUCUUGCGCAUCUUCACUCAACGGCUUUAGUGCCAAUCAUCCAUAGAGAUAUCAAGCCUGCUAACAUACUUUUGGAUGAUACUCUAACAGCAAAGGUGGCAGACUUUGGCGCUUCAAGGUACAUUUCUUUGGACAAAUCAGGGCUCACAACAAUGGUGCAAGGUACGCUAGGAUAUCUCGACCCAAUGUACAUGCACACAUGGCGCCUCACAGAGAAAAGUGAUGUUUAUAGCUUUGGUGUUAUGCUUAUAGAGUUAAUGACCAGAAAGAAACCAUUUACCUAUAUGGCUUCCGAAGGCAAUGGUCUUGUGGCACAUUUUGCAACCUUAUUUGCAGAAGGGAAUUUGUCGGAGAUAUUAGAUCCACAAGUUAUGAGUGAAGGUGGCAACAGAAUUGAUGAAAUCGCUGCAAUUGCAGUAGCAUGUGUUAAGUUAAGAGGGGAGGAACGGCCAACCAUGAGACAAAUGGAGUUGAGACUGGAAGCUGCUCAAUCACCUGAGGAAUUUGAGGCAAAUGGUGAUAUUGUAGCAAAUUCUCCAUUAGCAUGCGGAGCGGGAUUGACUAGCAGGCAGUAUAGUAUGGAAGAUGAGUACGCGUUGUCUGCAAGAUAUCCACGGUAG
Molecule: messenger RNA, 1961 nt
Organism: Triticum dicoccoides
Lineage: Eukaryota; Viridiplantae; Streptophyta; Magnoliopsida; Poales; Poaceae
Product: putative wall-associated receptor kinase-like 16
Exons: 2
Coding region: 975-1961 (328 amino acids)
Biological process (GO): cell surface receptor signaling pathway; protein phosphorylation
Cellular component (GO): plasma membrane
Molecular function (GO): protein serine/threonine kinase activity; ATP binding
Source: RefSeq, a predicted model, not a curated record